AUGCUGACACGACAGCGAGCUCAUAACAGUGAGAGGCUAUUCACUUGCUCUGCGUGUGGGAAGAAAUUCAUGUGUUCAUCCAACCUGCUGGCACACCAACUUGAUCACUUUGAUGAGAAGCCUCUUCAAUGCUCUCACUCUGGGAAAAGCAUUAAAAUCUCUGAGGAACUGGUCCAACACCAGCGAGUUCACACUGAUGAGAGACCGUUCAGCUGCUCCCACUGUGGGAAGAGGUUCAGGCUGUCCUCCCGCCUCGCGGAGCACCAGCUCCUUCACACACACGAGAGGCCGUUCAGCUGUUCUCACUGUGGGCAGUCAUUCAGCGAGUCAGUGCAUCUCACUGAGCACCAGCAAGUUCACACCAAGGACAGGCCGUUCAGCUGCUCCCAGUGUGGGAAGGCAUUCACUCAGUUUUCAAGCUACACUAAGCACCAACUGGUUCACUCAGAUGAGAGACCUUUUAAAUGCUCCGAAUGUGAGAAAACCUUUAAAAGAAGUAUUGAUCUGCUGAGACACCAGUGCAUUCACACUGGGGAGAGGCCGUUCCCCUGCUUUAUGUGUGGAAAGAGAUUCACUCAUUCUUUCCACCUUCUGACACACAAGCGUGGUCACACUGGGGAGAGACCAUUCAUCUGCUCCGUGUGUGGAAAGAGUUUCAUUCGGUCAUCCAGCCUUCUGAUACACCAACGGGUUCACACCGGAGAGAGACCGUUCACCUGCUCCAUAUGUGGCAAGGGAUUUACUCGUUCAAACCAACUUCUGAUACAUAAGCGAGUUCAUACUGGAGAGAGACCGUUCACCUGCUCCAUGUGUGGGAAGAGAUUCACUCAGUCAGCCAACUUGUGGACACAUCAGCGGGUUCACACUGGGGAGAGGCCGUUCAUCUGCUCCGUGUGUGGCAAGAGUUUCUCUCGUUUGUCCUACUUUGAGAUACAUGAGCGAGUUCACACCGGUGUGAAGCCGUUCACCUGCUCCACGUGUGGGAAGAGAUUCGCUCAUUCAUCCCAUCUGGUGAGACACCAGCGCAGUCACACUGGAGAGAGGCCAUUCACCUGCUCUGUGUGUGGGAAGGGAUUUACUUGUUCAUCUUAUCUGGUGAGACACCAGCACAUUCACACUAGGGAAACGCUCUUCACCUGCUCCUUGUGUGGAAAAGGAUUCACUGAUUCAACCCAACAGCUGAGACACCACCGCAUUCAUAUGGGGUUGAGGCCAUUCUUCUGUUCAGUGUUGAAGAUCAUUGCAAAGAUCCUCCUCAAUUGCGUCCUCCCAAUGGCUGAAGAGCUCCUUCCAGAAUCGCAGUGCAGUUUUCCCCCAUCGAAAGGCUUCACCUUCACUGCAGGGGAAACCCAAGAAAUUGCAAGGAACUGCACCAACUGCUUUUUCAAACUGACUCCAGCUCAUUGUCCUUCACUAAAGACCCGGAUGGAAAACCCUCAGCACAAGAUGGCGGCGGCCGGUUGCCCGGGUAACCCGGCCAUGACACUUUAUGGGGUGUUAGAAGCGAAGGAUUUGUAG
Carcharodon carcharias (great white shark) is the source of this 1518-nucleotide messenger RNA. RefSeq names its product zinc finger protein OZF-like. The transcript has 4 exons. Lineage: Eukaryota; Metazoa; Chordata; Chondrichthyes; Lamniformes; Lamnidae. Gene Ontology annotation, molecular function: RNA polymerase II cis-regulatory region sequence-specific DNA binding; DNA-binding transcription factor activity, RNA polymerase II-specific. Gene Ontology annotation, biological process: regulation of transcription by RNA polymerase II. Bases 1 to 1518 code for a protein of 505 amino acids. The record is from RefSeq and is a predicted model, not a curated record.